Messenger RNA from Durusdinium trenchii, 4704 nucleotides. NCBI's taxonomy places the organism in Eukaryota, Dinophyceae, Suessiales, Symbiodiniaceae. The record is from the annotation of a GenBank genome assembly.
AUGAGUUGGCCCUCGCCUACUGAUGAUGCGUGGCGACGUAUUAGCUGGUUGAGUCCUUUGGCCCUUCGCUUCACACAUGCGGAGAUCAGCGCAGAGUUCCAGAAUGGCAACAAGCUGGAUGAGACCAUUGAUCAAUUUUACACGCAAAGUUUAUCGGCGCAGGAUUUCCUGCAAGCGCCUUUGGAGGUAGUAUGUAAGGAUGGCGCCCUCUGGUCUCUCAACAACAGACGCCUCUAUGUGUUCCGUGUGGCACAUGCAUUGGGCUGCUGCACGUUGUGCCCUUGCUACAUUGUGCCACAAGAGCAUCCCUCCGUCGACAGGAUCUUGAAUCGUUGGAAUGAUGCCUUGACCAGCACCACCAAUGGCAAGCUGGUGAAUGUACGAGGUGGAAGCCGGCACCAGGAAUUUCAAACAGGACAUCCCAUAAAUGCACAGGCAGCAGCCUCAUUGCAGCUACCAUCGAUAGAGCAGUUUCUGCACCGGGCCAAGAUGACAAUGGGGUGCACGCAGGCUGAGAUGAGGAGCUACCAAGAGCUCCUGGCAAAGGAAGGUUUCACGACCCUUUGCUCGCUUUUCGACCUGGCAUACUGCGCGGCCUCGGAGCUAGGUCUUCCAAAUCGAUUGCACCGAUGCUUAUGUCAGUUGCUGUCCAGCGCCGAGCCCUUCGAUUCGAUUCGAGAGGAGCAAGGCGUAGUGCAAGGCGCGCAUGGAAGCGGAGCUGAUUCGUGGACAACGGAUGAACAGGCAAACUGGAGCCACCAAUCCUGGCGGGAGAAGUCUGACACGGGCAGGUUUGUGUCACAACAUGGUUGGGGGGAUGAGACCCAGUGGCAGAGCUCAGGGCAUUCCACAUGGCAGCAACCACACUCAAGAUGGCAGACAUCAGAGCAUGCUACAUGGCAAACAACAGGGUCGUCAUGGGAGAUGCCAAGGCGUUCUACUCAGGCCACGUCAAGUUCAAACUCAACAUGGCAGACUCCCUCAGAGAACUCUGGGUGGCAGCCACAUGAGCAUUGGCCAUGCCAGAUGCCACCAUAUCCCACAGAGCAACCCGCAACACAUUCAACAUGGCAGACCUCAGAACACUCCGAAUGGCGCCACCAGGAGAAUGAUUGGUCGUGGCAGAUGCCCGCGCAUACCACAGAGCGACCCGCAGCAAACACGACAUACUCAACGCGGCAGACCUCAGAGCAGUCCAGGUGGCAAAGCCAAGUGGAUUUCGCGCGGCAGAUGCCACAGCGUCCCACAUGCCAGGCCGCAACUCAUUCAGAGCAAUUGUGGGAGCAUUCCACGUGGAAGAGCCAAGGGCAGUCAUCAUGGCAGGUGUUGGGAACUCCGUCAGUGGGCGCACCAGAGAAGUUGUCAUCGCAAACGCAGAUGCCCAGACCACUUGGUGAGAACUCAGGAGUGAAUGUUGAGAGUGCACAGGAAGCUGUUGAUCCAGCCGUCGCCAGGGAGUUCGUGGAGUCGUUCUGCCGCCGAAGAGAACUCACCAAACCUGCCAAACGGGACUUGCUCAACUUGGAUGUUAUGCUCGCGUUCGACAUUGUCAAGGCCUUGGAAGUUGACAAGAAAGACCUGUCACUGCAGCCAGCAGAGUGGAGCAAGAUUGUGGGCUCGCGAGUGGCUGCCAGGGCUGCAGCUGGAGAGCUGGACCAGAGCUUGCUUCAGCGGAUUGAGUGGCUCAUAGCAGAAGUGGUGCGAGCAAGCAUCCUUUCUCAGAAAGUCAUUUCAGAACUACGCUCCACCCUGCGCUCACUUCCGGCGCCAGAACUGGAGGAUGUCUUGCGUGACAACAACUUCACGCAGCGGGUCCCCUUCGGUACCAUCAACAACCCUGCUGCUUAUGCUCACAGGAUAGCAGACAGAGCUCGAAAGCGGCGGGUUGAAACAAUGAUUCCGGACUACAUCGCCCGUUGGAGGUAUUCUCGCCAUACUGAGCAAGCAUUAAGGGAGCUUUGUCGGGCCAAUCCGAUGGGAACGUUAAGGCUCAUGGAGAACCACAAGGCUUCCCGCGGUGAAGCCAGCCUCCUUCGCGACAUACAGGCAACUGAGCAAAGAGGCCGGAGCUACGUGUCUCGAACCCCAUGCCGAUCAGCACAUGAGAACCACAAGCAGCUCGAAAGCGAGUGGUCGGACGAAGAGACUCCAGAAAGGCCCUGUGAGGUGUGGAGCAAUUGGAGGCCCAGUGACUUGCCACGGGUGGAAGUGCGCGCGGGCAAGGAUGACACAUGCGGCGCAGAAGGCAGAGAGCAGAAAGGAGGAGACGCUGGCAAGGCGGCAAGUGUUCCACAAAUCAAUCAUAAGCUUGCCGUCGUCCCGGAGAGCUCGGUGGGUGAAGCCGAACUGGAGGCAGAUGUAACCGGCAACGAAACUGAGCAUAGUGCAGUUCAGCCCAGUGGUGGAGCUGAGCCCCAAGAUGAAGGUGAUCCCUUUGAAGAUGGAUCAGACUCGGAUGACUCAGAUGAUUCAUUGCCGCCAAUGGAGGUCAUUUCCACCCAAGUGGCAAUGGCGCCGCCCAAGACGCAGGUCGCGGUUCACUUUGUGAUUGUCUUAGACAUUUCCGGAAGUAUGUCAAGCUGCGACUGCUACAGCCAUGAGGGAAAGCGGCAGCGGCGAAUUGACGCGGCUCCUUUUCACAGCUAUGCAAAUGUCAUCAAAAUUCUGUUGGAAGAAACCACGUCAUCCCACACUGAGGGUGUUCACCAGGUUCAGGAGACAUUGAGCGAGUUGGCGUGUGACAUCGAAAAAGGGCAGCAAAAAUAUCUUCCCACUACCUCGUGCGGAGACGUUUAUUCUUUCGUCACCUUCAGCACGUGGCACAGAGUCGAGUUCCGCCUCCAGAACGCCACUGCAGCUGCUGAGCAGUUGCAACGACGGUGCAUUGAUCCAGAUGGGCAAACGAGCUAUACAGCCGGCCUCGAAGGGUUGGAAUCUUGCGUAAAGGAGGCAGAAUUGCGCAGCGACACCAAGGGCAGGCCUACGUAUGCGUUGUUUUUGUCGGAUGGUGAGACUUGGGACGCAGAUCAAUUCCUGGGCAAACUGGGAAGCUUGAAGCAGAGCCUCUCCAGCACAAUCCGGAUCAAUGCAGUGGCCUUUGGCAAUAGCGACGAACACGGCAAUGACUUCCAAUGUUGCUUACAGCAGCUUGCCGUCCUAGGAGGCGGUAAGUUCACACCGGCAAGCAAUUCUGUGGCCAGCCUCCGCGCAGCUUUCAGAACAGUCAGGAGUACCAUUACUACGAGUCGCCGGAAAGAUAGCGUGGAGGUGUCAUCGAGAAGGGCUGCAUCAUUGGAUGGGCCAAAGCCUGAUGAAGCUGAAGUUGACAACAAACUUCAGCGCGUAGAGGUUAGUGAUGAGGCUGGCAGCUGGCGUUCGGCGCAUGUCAUCAAGAUGAACACUGACCAGACCUGUGAGGUAAGGCUUUCGGAUGGUGCUACGAUGUGCGUGCCCUUCGGGCGGGUUUGGUGGCCAUCCACUGGUGCUGAGCUUGAAGUGGAAUCAGCGCAACCCAGGAUGGUGCAGAGCUAUUUGAAAACCUGGGAAGGAUGGGAAGAUUUUAAGACGGCGCGGCGAUAUCGCUAUCGCUUUGAUGGGAAGUGCUUUCACGUGGAUGAAGUGGUCGAGACUAGGGUGUGCCGCCGCGUCAAGUUCUUCAGCAAGGGGCAGAUGCGCAUCGUUCGUUUCAUGAUUGAUGAGAGCAUGGGGAAGGAUUUACUGCUUGUUUGCAAGCACUUACUUGUUCCCCAGCGAACGGCUAAUGGAAAGUUGGAGAUUCGACCAAGCACCAAGGCAGAGAUGGAGCAGUUCUGCCGUAACUCUGCAGUGGCGGCGCACUUUGCAAAGCGCUUCCGGACCAAGCAUGGCUACGAGUCGCUUGGAUUCACAAAGGACGCCCUCUAUGAGUUGCAUGAUGCAAGUGGUGAUGCCCAAAUCUUCAUAGGUGAGAGAUACAUGGAGGGCGCAUAUGUCAAGUUCAACAAUAAUGGUGGGUCUGUGAACAAGGAAGAUCACCGCCACCACUGUGAGAUAGCACAAGCCUUCAGUCACUUCUCUUUUGAUGAAUCGCACAAAGAGCUAUUGGUGGUUGAUCUUCAAGGAGUGCCCGCCACGACGCAAGAUGGACAGCAUAAACUGUAUUUGACAGACCCGCAGGUGCACUGCCGAUACGGGAAUUACGAAUCAUUUGGAGAAGGGGAUCUGAAGGCAGAAGGUGUCAAGAAGUUCUUUCAGACUCAUUCGUGCAAUGGCAUUUGCAAGAAGUUGAAUCUGAGACAGCUCUGUGAAUACAAUGAAGUCCCACCCAGAGCUGUGGUCACCUUCCCUGGCCUCUCGACGGACUUCUUGAGGGAGCUCACUAAGGGGACCUUGCAGAGAGUCCGAAAGCAAUUCGGGCUCACAGAAGUGGUGUUUCCGAACGAAGUUAUUGGCCCACAGCUUGAAGUAAAACUAUGGGGCCGUUGGAGGCAAACAUCCCUGGCCAAAGAAGCCAUUGAGCGUUCAGUGAAAGACCUUCUCGACAAGCACUGCGCAUGGUUGCCCUUGCAUCCUGACCAGGCUUGGGACAAGGUGACCUGCCACGUGGGGUGCUUGACGGGAGUCCAGGUCUUCCCAUGGCCGAUGGGCCGACAGCCUAGCCAUUGCUUGGUCUAUCCGCCAACUGCUGCCUCUGCUAUAUCAGCUGCCUUGGAGAGGAAAUGCUGA